GCAUCUUAGCUUGCUGAUCCAGAGGUGCUGGUCAUUAUGGGAAAUCAACUUGCUGGCAUUGCUCCUUCCCAGAUUCUCUCUGUAGAGAGUUAUUUCUCAGAUAUCCAUGACUUUGAAUAUGAUAAGAGCCUGGGAAGUACUCGGUUUUUUAAGGUUGCUCGAGCAAAGCACCGGGAAGGCCUGGUGGUUGUUAAGGUCUUUGCGAUUCAAGAUCCCACAUUACCAUUAACUAGUUAUAAACAAGAGCUGGAGGAACUGAAAAUCAGGCUUCAUUCUGCACAGAACUGCCUACCUUUCCAGAAAGCAGCAGAAAAAGCGUCUGAGAAAGCAGCCAUGCUGUUUAGGCAGUAUGUGAGGGACAACCUCUAUGACCGCAUAAGCACCCGUCCAUUCUUGAACAAUAUUGAGAAGCGCUGGAUCGCCUUCCAGAUCCUGACGGCUGUGGACCAGGCGCACAAAUCUGGAGUCCGGCAUGGAGACAUCAAGACAGAGAAUGUGAUGGUCACCAGUUGGAACUGGGUUCUUCUAACUGAUUUUGCCAGCUUUAAACCCACUUACCUUCCAGAGGACAAUCCAGCAGAUUUCAACUAUUUCUUUGAUACAUCACGUCGGAGGACUUGCUAUAUUGCUCCUGAACGUUUUGUUGACGGUGGUAUGUUUGCCACCGAGCUAGAAUAUAUGAGAGACCCCUCAACUCCACUUGUAGACCUAAAUAGCAACCAGAGAACACGGGGAGAGUUGAAGAGAGCCAUGGACAUCUUUUCAGCAGGUUGUGUGAUAGCUGAGCUUUUCACGGAAGGGGUACCACUGUUUGAUCUCUCUCAACUGUUGGCAUAUAGAAAUGGACAUUUUUUUCCUGAACAAGUGCUAAAUAAAAUUGAAGAUCGCAGUAUCAGAGAAUUGGUAACUCAGAUGAUCCACCGUGAGCCUGAAAAGCGUUUGGAGGCAGAGGAUUACCUGAAGCAGCAGCGUGGGAAUGCCUUCCCUGAGAUAUUUUAUACUUUCCUUCAGCCUUACAUGGCUCAGUUUGCCAAGGAAACCUUCCUCUCUGCAGAUGAGCGGAUUUUGGUUAUACGGAAAGAUUUGGGUAACAUAAUUCACAAUCUCUGUGGACAUGAUUUGCCCGAGAAAGCAGAAGGGGAACCCAAGGAAAGUGGGCUGGUUGUCCUGGUGUCUGUCAUAACAUCCUGCCUGCAGACCCUGAGGUCCUGUGACUCCAAACUGGCUGCCUUGGAGCUCAUUCUGCACUUGGCCCCAAGGCUGAGUGUAGAGAUCCUUCUGGAUCGCAUUACACCCUACUUGCUGCACUUCAGCAAUGACUCGGUUCCCAGAGUGCGGGCUGAAGCCCUGAGGACACUCACCAAAGUUCUUGCCCUUGUCAAAGAGGUCCCUCGGAAUGAUGUCAAUAUCUAUCCAGAGUACAUUCUCCCAGGCAUAGCCCACCUGGCCCAAGACGAUGCUACUAUCGUCAGACUGGCCUAUGCUGAAAACAUCGCUCUACUGGCUGAAACUGCUCUGCGCUUCCUAGAACUAGUGCAGCUAAAAACUCUCAACAUGGAGAACGACCCGGAUAGUGAGGAGGUAGAUGAAGCCACUCAGCCAAAUGGAGACUACGACACAGAGCUCCAAGCCUUACAUGAAAUGGUCCAGCAGAAAGUUGUCACUUUGUUAAGUGACCCUGAAAAUAUUGUGAAACAAACUUUAAUGGAGAAUGGAAUUACACGUUUGUGCGUCUUCUUCGGACGCCAGAAAGCCAACGAUGUCUUGUUGUCCCACAUGAUCACCUUCCUAAAUGAUAAAAAUGAUUGGCACCUACGUGGAGCUUUCUUUGACAGUAUAGUUGGUGUUGCUGCCUAUGUUGGCUGGCAGAGCUCCUCCAUCCUCAAACCCCUGCUUCAGCAAGGCCUCAGUGAUGCUGAGGAGUUUGUCAUCGUGAAAGCUCUCAAUGCCCUGACCUGCAUGUGCCAACUAGGGCUGCUGCAGAAACCCCAUGUCUAUGAGUUCGCCAGUGAUAUUGCUCCCUUCCUGUGCCACCCUAAUCUGUGGAUACGUUAUGGCGCAGUGGGCUUUAUCACAGUGGUAGCUCAUCAAAUAAGUACUGCCGACGUCUACUGCAAGCUGAUGCCUUAUCUUGACCCAUAUAUUACCCAACCAGUGAUACAGAUUGAAAGGAAGCUUGUCCUGCUCAGUGUUCUUAAAGAGCCCGUGUGUCGCUCUAUAUUUGAUUAUGCUCUGAGGUCCAAAGACAUCACUAGCUUGUUCAGACAUCUUCACAUGCGUCAGAAGAAGCGAAAUGGCUCUCUUCUUGACUGCCCUCCACCUGAGGACCCUGCCAUAGCACAGCUUCUGAAGAAACUGCUCUCACAGGGCAUGACUGAAGAAGAGGAAGAUAAACUUCUGGCACUGAAGGACUUCAUGAUGAAGUCAAAUAGAGCAAAAGCUAAUGCGGUAGACCAGAGCCAUCUCCAUGACAGCAGCCAGAAAGGUGUCAUCGACUUGGCAGCCUUAGGCAUCACUGGGAGACAAGUUGAUCUUGUUAAAACCAAACAAGAACCAGAUGAGAAGCGGGCUAGAAAGCACGUAAAACAAGACUCCAAUGUAAAUGAAGAAUGGAAAAGCAUGUUUGGGUCACUGGAACCACCGAACAUACCACAGGCCCUGCCUAAAACCAGUGACCACGAGGUGGUUCAGACUGGGAAGCCAUCUCGCUCUGAGUCCUCUGCUGCUAUUUGUGUCCCUUUGUCAACUUCUCCACAGAUUUCUGAAGUAGCACACAUCCCCAGUAAGAAGCCAGUGAUUCAGGUUUUAAGUAGCACAGUCCUGCCGUCCACUUACCAGAUCCGGAUCACCACUUGCAAGACUGAACUUCAGCAGCUCAUCCAGCAGAAGCGUGAGCAGUGCAAUGCAGAGCGCAUAGCCAAGCAGAUGAUGGAGAAUGCCGAGUGGGAAAGCAAGCCACCUCCACCCGGGUGGCGUCCUAAAGGGCUACUAGUUGCACAUCUUCAUGAACACAAAUCUGCUGUAAACCGAAUUAGGGUCUCUGAUGAACACUUACUUUUUGCAACAUGUUCAAAUGACGGCACAGUGAAAAUCUGGAACAGUCAGAAGAUGGAGGGGAAGACCACCACAACAAGGUCUAUUCUUACAUACAGCCGAAUUGGAGGACGAGUCAAGACCCUGACAUUUUGCCAGGGCUCCCACUACUUGGCCAUAGCAUCUGAUAAUGGUGCUGUCCAGCUUCUUGGAAUUGAGACUUCGAAGUUACCCAAGUCUCCUAAAAUCCACCCUCUACAAAGCAGGAUUCUGGAUCAGAAGGAAGAUGGAUGUGUGGUGGACAUGCAUCACUUCAACUCUGGACCACAAUCUAUUCUUGCCUAUGCCACGGUGAAUGGCUCUCUGGUUGGCUGGGACCUCAGGUCUUCAAGCAAUGCAUGGACAUUAAAGCAUGACUUGAAGUCAGGUCUCAUCACUUCCUUUGCUGUGGACAUCCACCAGUGCUGGCUCUGCAUAGGCACCAGCAGCGGUACCAUGGCGUGUUGGGACAUGCGGUUCCAGUUGCCGAUCUCCAGUCACUGUCACCCCUCCAGAGCUCGCAUCCGGCGCCUGUCCAUGCACCCCUUGUAUCAGUCCUGGGUCAUUGCAGCUGUUCAGGGCAACAAUGAAGUCUCCAUGUGGGACAUGGAGACUGGUGACAGGAGACUGACUCUCUGGGCCAGCAGCGCACCACCACUUUCCGAAUUACAGCCUUCGCCUCAUAGUGUCCAUGGCAUCUACUGCAGUCCUGCAGAUGGAAAUCCUAUCCUGUUAACAGCUGGCUCAGACAUGAAAAUAAGGUUCUGGGACUUGGUUUCCCCAGAGAGGUCCUAUGUUGUAGCAGGAAGCACUAGUUCUCCAUCUGUGUCUUACUACAAGAAGAUAAUAGAAGGCACCGAAGUCGUCCAGGAAAUUCAGAAUAAGCAGAAGGUAGGACCGAGUGAUGACACCCCUCGAAGGGGCCCAGAGUCUCUUCCCGUGGGACAUCAUGACAUCAUCACAGAUAUUGCCACCUUCCAGACAACUCAGGGCUUCAUCGUGACUGCUUCUAGAGAUGGGAUUGUGAAGGUGUGGAAAUAAAUCAUGGUAACUUGUACAAAAUGUUGUAAAAAUUAUAAAUUACCAGAAUUCAAGAGAAAAGAGUCUAGAGCACAAACAUGGUUUUAAAGGAUGAUGUGGUAUUUCUGAAGUUGGCUACACAGCACGAUCUGGGAGUUCUCACUGAACAUGAAAACAGGUGACAAAUGUAAAACUUGAAGAUGAAUUAUGAUGUCAGUUUAUUUUAUAUGGAAAAUGUAAGCUAAAAUGUAAGCUAUUAUGUAAACAUACUUUUGUUAUUAUAACCGCUAUUCAAACUGCAAGUAAAUCUAUUCAAGCAUCUUGA
Phodopus roborovskii (desert hamster) is the source of this 4417-nucleotide messenger RNA. RefSeq names its product phosphoinositide-3-kinase regulatory subunit 4 (gene Pik3r4). Gene Ontology annotation, biological process: autophagy of peroxisome; macroautophagy; late endosome to vacuole transport. The record is from RefSeq and is a predicted model, not a curated record. Gene Ontology annotation, molecular function: ATP binding; protein binding; protein serine/threonine kinase activity. The coding region runs from base 37 to 4113 and encodes 1358 amino acids. Gene Ontology annotation, cellular component: phosphatidylinositol 3-kinase complex, class III, type II; nucleus-vacuole junction; phosphatidylinositol 3-kinase complex, class III, type I. The transcript is spliced from 19 exons. NCBI's taxonomy places the organism in Eukaryota, Metazoa, Chordata, Mammalia, Rodentia, Cricetidae.